CGCGGUGGGCGGAGCCACCGCCCCCGGCCCCGGCAGUGCUCUCCCGGUGCGGCGGGACUCGCGGACUGCUCAGCGCGGCCAUGCGGGGCCCGGGCCCGAGCCGGAGCCCCGGAGCGGUGCGGCUACCCCGGCGGAGGCGGCGGGCGCGGGGCGCGCUCUGAGGCCGGGGGAUGCGCCGCCGCCGCCGCGACCAUGGGCGCCGCCGCCUCCCGGAGGAGGGCGCUGAGGAGCGAGGCCAUGUCCUCGGUGGCGGCCAAAGUGCGAGCAGCCCGAGCAUUUGGCGAGUACCUGUCCCAGAGUCACCCUGAGAAUCGGAACGGUGCAGACCACCUGCUGGCUGAUGCCUACUCUGGCCACGACGGGUCCCCCGAGAUGCAGCCAGCCCCCCAGAACAAGCGUCGCCUCUCCCUCGUCUCCAAUGGCCGCUACGAGGGCAGCCUCUCAGAGGAGGCUGUCGGCGGGAAGCCAGCCUGUGAGGGCCCCCAGCCCCGUGUGUACACCAUCUCCGGGGAGCCAGCCCUGCUGCCCAGCCCAGAGGCCGAGGCCAUUGAGCUGGCCGUGGUGAAGGGGCGGCGGCAGCGGGAACGGCACCCCCACCACCACAGUCAGCCCCUGCGUGCCAGCCCGGGGGGCAGCCGUGAGGACGUCAGCAGGCCCUGCCAGAGCUGGGCAGGCAGCCGCCAGGGCUCCAAGGAAUGUCCGGGAUGCGCCCAGCUGGCCCCUGGUCCCAGCCCCUCCCCUCGGGCCUUUGGGCUGGACCAGCCACCUCUGCCUGAGGCCACGAGCCGCCGCAAGAAGCUGGAGAGGAUGUACAGUGUUGACCGUGUGUCUGAUGACACCCCCAUCCGUACCUGGUUCCCCAAGGAAAACCUCUUCAGUUUCCAGACAGCAACCACAACUAUGCAAGCCAUCUCUGCUGACUCGUGGUGGUUUCCCAGGGUGUUCAGGGGCUACGCGGAGAGGAAGCGCCGGAAACGGGAGAAUGAUUCCGCGUCUGUAAUCCAGAGGAACUUCCGCAAACACCUGCGCAUGGUCGGCAGCCGGAGGGUGAAGGCCCAGACGUUCGCCGAGCGGCGCGAGCGGAGCUUCAGCCGGUCCUGGAGCGACCCCACCCCCAUGAAAGCCGACACUUCCCACGACUCCCGAGACAGUAGUGACCUGCAGAGCUCACACUGCACCCUGGGCGAGGCCUUCGAGGAUCUGGACUGGGAGACCGAGAAGGGGCUGGAGGCAGUGGCCUGCGACACCGUGGGCUUUGUGCCCCCCAAGGUCAUGCUCAUCUCCUCCAAGGUGCCCAAAGCUGAGUACAUCCCGACUAUCAUCCGCAGGGACGACCCGUCCAUCAUCCCCAUUCUCUAUGAUCACGAGCACGCGACUUUUGAGGACAUUCUGGAGGAAAUAGAGAAAAAGCUGAACAUCUACCACAAGGGGGCCAAGAUCUGGAAGAUGCUGAUUUUUUGCCAGGGCGGCCCAGGACACCUGUACCUGCUCAAGAACAAGGUGGCCACCUUUGCCAAAGUGGAGAAAGAGGAGGACAUGAUCCACUUCUGGAAGCGCUUGAGCCGCUUGAUGAGCAAAGUGAACCCAGAGCCGAACGUCAUCCACAUCAUGGGCUGCUACAUUCUGGGGAACCCCAACGGGGAGAAGCUCCUCAGAAGCUCCCUGUGCUUGAACCCAGUCAGUGAUGGGGGGUUCCUGCUACCCCCCGAACCCCCCCACCCCCUCCCUUCCCCUGCCCUGAACUCACGGCCCCGCCCUGCCCUUUCAGCUGUUCCAGAACCUCAGGACCCUCAUGACCCCUUACAGGGUCACCUUUGAGUCCCCGCUGGAGCUGUCGGCCCAAGGGAAGCAGAUGAUUGAGACCUAUUUUGACUUCCGGCUGUACCGCCUGUGGAAAAGCCGUCAGCACUCGAAGCUGCUGGACUUUGAGGAUGUUCUCUGAGGGCCGUGCCACCCAGCUGCUUCCGUGGACCAGCGGCUAGGGCUGGGCCGCUUGUGUGUGGCCCAGGACCGCGUGGUCCCAGUCUUCACAGCCGCUUCAGGGCACCCUCAGGUGUUGCUCAGGUUCCCUCCUGGGGGUCUGGCCCUCACUGCACCCCAGGCCACUGAGGUCGUAGCCCCUGUGGCCCGGGACGAGCCUCACCCCCGCGUGGCCAGGGGGUGCUCGGCGGCCUGGCGCUGAUGGGGCCUAGGCCCUGCCCAGAGGCUGCAGCACUGGGGAGGCUCCUUUCUGCGGGUUCCUAGAAAUAAGUGCAAUUUUCAUAGCCCCGAAACAGUUCAAAGGGAAGCAGCAUUAUUAGUUGAAUAGUUAAGUGCUAUGUUACCAGUUACGGUGUAGACAACCCAGCCCAGUGUGUGUUCAGGAUCUUCUCUGCCCCCAGCCCCCCAGCCCUGCCCUAUUUGAUCACCAGCACCAGGGCGGCCUGUCUGUGGGGCAGUGUUGCCCGGCUGUCCGGCCUGGCUCUGGCCCUGGCCGAGGCCCUGAUGGUCUGCGCUUGUACCUUCUUGCCACCCCUGCUUCCUCUGACCUCAGCCUCACCGGCCCAGCAGGGGUGUCUGGGCAGCCGUGGAGGGGACAUGCCUCCCCUUCUCUCAGGAGGCUCUGGGUUGAGCAGGGCCCUGCCCGCUCCCCGUCCUCCAGCAGCCGCUCAGCCCCCUGAUGCUGCAGUGCAGUUCAGCUUUUGCCAGCCUUGGUCUGGAGUCCUCUCCCAGUGCAAAGGGUACAGCAGGGGCAGGCCGGGCCUGGGCCCCGGUGGGUGGGAACCCCGCCGCACACAGCAGUGGGUGCCUGGACCUCACGGCAGCGCUGAGCAGUGGUGGACUCUAGGGCCCAGUGGGGCUGGUUCUUGUACAUAGCUGGGGCUCGGGGGCAGGCCCCCUUCUGCAGAGCCUGGGAGUGAGGACACCCUGGCUCUGCCCUCAGCUAAGGGAGGAGCAGGGGCAUGUGCUGGGCUCUGAAUGAUGUACGAUAUCCCUUAGAGUGACCAUUAAACCUGACCCUCCGCUGCG
Zalophus californianus (California sea lion) is the source of this 3009-nucleotide messenger RNA. It is a transcript of the gene NSMF, whose product is annotated as NMDA receptor synaptonuclear signaling and neuronal migration factor. NCBI's taxonomy places the organism in Eukaryota, Metazoa, Chordata, Mammalia, Carnivora, Otariidae. Gene Ontology annotation, molecular function: protein binding. The transcript is spliced from 16 exons. Gene Ontology annotation, biological process: regulation of neuronal synaptic plasticity; positive regulation of neuron migration. The record is from RefSeq and is a predicted model, not a curated record. Bases 193 to 1818 code for a protein of 541 amino acids. Gene Ontology annotation, cellular component: cytoplasm; nucleus.